GAUCGGUUUGUGAGAGCGAGAAUUAAAAGGCGCGAUCUUGACAAGCUUCCUGUCGUUGUUCCAAGGAGAAGGUCGUUCGUUCCUGUGAGAGAUUUCCAUUUUUUUUUUCGCUCCUCGGAUCUCUUUCCUCUCCCUUUCUCCGUGGCCCGGCGGAUCGAAAUUCUAUCCCCCGCUCGAUCGGCGUCCGCGCCUCCAGCGCGCAAUUCCAGGCAUCUUUUCUAAAGAGAUAAACAUCGUCAAAGCACAUAAAUUGACCAGAUUGGCGUGCUUUAUUCUUCAGUAUCAUCCCAGACUUGUGGACGGUGAACCCAGAAGUUGAAUUGCACUUCGGAAGGAAGGUUGCCUGAAACAUCACUCACGACAUAUGCUACAGUGUUGAAGUAUCCUGCAUUGGGGAUUUGAUUUAAAGAGACUCUUACCCAUUUUGCGGCAGUGUGUUCCUUCCUUGAUUGUUAAUUCCAUAGGUCCCUCCUUUUCAAGUUACAAUCUGAUGAUAGAGAAAACUAAUGAAGUAACUCUCCAUAAAGUCAUUAAAUUUUGAGUUAAUCAUUGAACUUUCUUUCUUUGCAUAAAUGUGGGUUGAGUACCCCUGAAAUUGUUGAAACAAAGCCGCCUAAGUUUUGCAUUAUUUUUAGGCAUUUUAAUUGCUAAGUUGGCAUGAAUACAGAUGGAGAAUGGACUAAUAAAAUUUUAAUUUAUUCUCCUUGUUUGUAUUCGUGCCAGUCAUUUACAACUUGUUUCGGAAGUAUUUUUAACAGUAUUUACAAAUUUAUUCUUGUUGCUAUUUCACAAGGUUAUGUAAAAUACGUAUUUUGGCUAUAUAAUUAUUUUGAAAGGCAAUAUUAUAGUCAAACGUGCAACCUGAUGGGCUAGGAUUUAUCUCUACUGGAUGAAUUGUCUGGUUGUCUUGUAGCUCAUGUUCUUUGAACAGUAUUUACAAAUCUAUUGUUAUUGCUAUUUCACAUGGUUACCAAAGUUACAUAUUAUGUUUUCUAGAGAAUCACAUUCAUUUUGUUAUAUAUUCAUUUUGACGGCAGUAUUACAGCCAAAAAUGCAAUAUGUUGAGCUAGAAUUUUAUCCUAGUGGGUGUUGUUUGAUUGUCUUGUAGCUAAUGUUGCAUAACUUCUUUUGAAAUUUUCUCAUUACAAUUUCUUUUAUGGAAAAAAACUUAACUUCUGGCUUCAAUAGAUAAUUUCUCCUAGUCCUAGACAAGCAUGACAUGUGUUGAAAUAGGGUUUCCCCACUCCCAUAGUCCUGCAUGGACAAGUGAAAUGGUCCAUUAUGCAUUCAUACUAGGAGGGGCAUCCCCUGCUCCAUCAAUACAGUGCUAGAUCCAGACUCAUCUCUCCAUACCAUUGAGUGAUGACUAACAUGAGGUGGUUAGUUGAAACAUGGUUUCUUGAUAUGCCCAUAGUACCACAUAGAGAAGUGCAAUUGUUCAUGAUGCACAAAUAUUGAUAGAACAUUCCUUUUUCUCAUGGAUACUCAUUUUGGGAUGGAAUGGGGGUUCUGCUCUGCUUCUGAUUACAAAUUGUAGAAUAAGAAUUACUAUAUUCCUUUCCGUGUCCAUAUGCCAUAGAUAAGUAAAAGACCAAAAUGCAUAUAAAAAGAGAUUUAAAUUGGGGAUCAAAAACAUUAAACUUGUAGAUCUUGCCUAGAUGCUAACUUUCCUAGCAAGUAGAAGCAUGAGGCAGCAGUGACCUAUUUGAGUUUUGUAAAGUGGUGAUUGAAAUUGAAAUUUCAUGGUUGGGGUUUGUCAUUUUGUUUUUCCUUUGGUGGAGAAAUUUGGAGUCAAUCCCUUUGAGUCAUUUUGUUCUGUGCUGAUUGAUCUAGAACUUGCAGGAAUGGCAACAAAAAUGCAGAGUAAAAGUUACCUUCCAGGAUAUUGUUCCACACAGGCUGUCGAGAACACAAGUAGCUGGUUUGGUUACUAUCAAGAUGAAAAACCAAGUUCACAUCUCUGCAGUAAUUAUGUACAAAGUCUGGUGAAUAGGUGCUCAGAAAAUGAUAAAGAAAUGCUAAAGCAUACGAUGCUUGAACAUGACGUGAUAUUCCAUAACCAGGUGUAUGAACUUCAUCGUCUCUAUAAAACACAGAAGGACCUUAUGACCAAGUUUCAAACUAGAGGACUCUAUGGAUCAUCUAUUGUUGCAGAAGCAUCACUUUCAAACUCUUUUACAUCUCAAAUGCAAUCUGAGUGCCUUGAAAAGAGAUCACAGACAUCCCAUCAUGUAGGAAACAACAGCUAUGGAAAGACAGUUCUUGCUUGUAAUGAUAGAUUCCACUUUUGUUUCACUAGGGAAGAUAGUGUUCAAUCUCAUCCCAAUCCAUUACUGAAUGGAGAUUCUGAAAAGGACAGCAAGGAACUAGGCCCUAAGAAGCAGAAAAAGUUUGACCUUCACCUUCCAGCUCAUGUAUAUAUAGACAUUGAAGAUACUGAUGAAUCAGAUCAGAAAAUAUUUUCUGUGCUUCCAUACACUCCUAGUAUUAUUCCCAAGAAUGCAACUUACUCUUUCUCCAAUGAGAAUGAUGCAAAACUAACUAUAGGGAGUAUUCAUAAAGAAGAUCAGCGCGUAUCGAACUUGCUUACGCAGAUCAACAUAUCAACCUGCAGCAUGAUUGAUUUAAAUAAGCCUGCAAAAGGUGUAAAUUCAGAAGGACCUUCAAACUCACGAUCUCUUCACUUGCUUGGCUUGAAGACACACAGUGAAUCAAAUGAAAUGCACCAUUCAUCUGUGAGAUCAAGUACUAGUAUCAGUGACAGGCAUUGUGUUCAACAGAUUUCAUCAGAUUACUUGUAUACAGAUGUACUUCCAAAAAGAGAAUGGCCUUUGUGUAGACUUGAAUGCGGUAAAAGUAGCAGUUCUGUGGAUUUUCUUGCUCGAACCUCUGCUAACAGUAACACCCCAACAGUGAUGCAUGGGAAUUUGCAGUUGAACACUAACACACAUAGAAAUAAUCAAACUCUUCCAUUUUCUCAUUGCCCAGAGAAAUGGUCCGGACAAAAGCUAUAAGCCAGAGUCACUCACUUCAAUAGCUCGGUGCCUGCUUCUGUCACAACUCCGCAGGCUAGUUUAAUCAGUCAUGCACCUACAUUUGUUUCAUCUUGGGCAAAACCUUCAACAAGCACGAAUGACAAGUCAUCUGUAGUUCAAGCUCUUCCUUCUUUUCGUCCAUCAUCAAAUCCUAGUAAUGAGAGUUUGUCUAUCGCCAAUCAAUUUCCUAUCACUUGCGAAAAGAGUGGGAGUUCUAGGAACUCAAUCACAGGCCUCAAACAUGGUAUUUGGGUCUCUCGCACAAAUUUUUUUUGCCAUGGUACUCAUCAUUGUUCUGAUGCCACACAUCUAAAGCACAACUAUGUUAAACAAGACCAGAAUGAUCAUCAUAAUCAAACUCUUCACAACAAUCUACCAAAGGAUGAUCAGAAUGGUUACCUGAGAAGGGACUUGGAAACCUCAAUGAAUAUAAACCUAAAUCAAGCAUAUCAGGAUGUCACUGAAGACAAUCAUUCUGUCAGAGUGGAUACCUGUGAUCAUCUUGCCGAGAGCAAAUACGGUAAAUUGUCAUUGCCAUCAUGGCUCAACAAUAGAACAUAUUUUGGCGAGUCCAAUGAUUUUAAGCAGCUUGCUACCAAGGUAGAUUAUAGCUUCUUGAAUAGACGUGUGCAACUCAGUUCAAGGACACAUGCUGUUACUCCAGAAGUCGAGAGGGUAGAGGAGAGAUUAAUUUCUCCGGGUAAGGAAGAACAUCUAAACAACAGUACAAAGAUCUUGAAAAAUGAUGACAACAUGAUUCUUACAGACUUGGACUUUGUGACGGAGAAAAAGACUCACAUCCGUGAUUUGUAUAGUGCAAUAUGUGAUGGAAAGAACAUAGAAAGGGUUAGGAAUCACAUUAAUUUGAAUGUUGAGUUUCCAUGUGUAGCUCAUCCUAGGCUAUCAGAGGAACUCCAUGAUUGUGAGGUAGUGACUUCGUCGCACUCUUCCCCAACCUUCUCUGCAAAAACUAAUGUCAUCAAUUUGGAAACACCGAUAUCUCAAUCUGAAAUGGGCAGCUUAAAUCAGCAUAACCAUAUUCCAUCAUGCAAGAAAGAUGCUUCAGAAGAACUGGUCCAUUCUGGCAAUACACUUCAAUUGGCUGCCCAGAACUUAAUUGAUCUCUCCAGGGAUUGGCGUUAUUGCUCGGACAGGAUCACUCCUAACAUGUUAGCAAAACCUGCAUAUGACACCUUGUCAUGGCUUGCAGAGGUUGUUGCAUCCUGCAGUGCAGAAAAUCCAAAUCUGAUAUCCGAUGGCGUAGAUUGCAGCACUCAAUCUUCAGGCGAUGAUGAUAUUGAUAUAUUUGAGGCCAUGACUCUAAAUUUGAAAGAGAUUAAGAUGGAUCAGUCUCAGCGCAAGGAAAUCAACAACAAAGAUGACAAAGAAGACACGGAAGAUACUGGAGCAGCCUCCAUGCUUUUCACAAAGCCUCGGCGCGGCCAGGCAAGAAAGAGAAGGCAGAGAAGGGACUUCCAGAACGAUAUCCUCCCCAGCCUCACAUCAUUGUCAAGGUACGAAGUGACCGAGGAUCUUCAAAACAUCAGUGAGAUGAUGAAAGCAUCAGGUAGGCCUUGGCAGACAAGCUCAACAAGAAGAAACAAAUGCAGAAAUGGAAUGAAGUCUCAAACAAGUAGGCAACCCAGAGAUUUAACCAUCACCAUUGGGGAGGUUCAGGCCAGUGAAAGCAGUAUGAUUGGAUGGGGGAGGACAACAAGCCAACUUCGUCGACAAAGUUGCCCACCUGGUGCUCUCCCUGCUUCAACAUGAAAAGAGCACCAUGCUUGCAUUCAAUUAUACAAGUUAUCACAUUGAUCGAUAUCGUUUAUAUGGGAUACUGUCACACUGCAUUAUAAAUUUUGCAUUUCUAGCUCAAGGAGAAGAGUGAGAAUGAAGCUUACGCAUCAGAAUUGAUUCAGUAGAUAUUGUGAAGUCUCAAGUCAAUCUGUUUGUAGACACUGCUAAGAAUUUGUCAAGCUAAGCUCUCACUAUGAACUGGUGAUAUAUGAACAGGACGUAUCGGGUAUAUGACAACUCGAUCCCUUGACGCCGGAGAUCACAUUUGGACUCAAUCAAAAUGGGCCGGCCCAGCAGCUGUGCUUGUGUGCAUCAAUGGCCAUUUACCAGU
Zingiber officinale is the source of this 5163-nucleotide messenger RNA. RefSeq lists its product as uncharacterized. The transcript is spliced from 4 exons. Lineage: Eukaryota; Viridiplantae; Streptophyta; Magnoliopsida; Zingiberales; Zingiberaceae. The record is from RefSeq and is a predicted model, not a curated record. Bases 3459 to 4805 code for a protein of 448 amino acids.